Gastrolobium bilobum is the source of this 1764-nucleotide messenger RNA. Its product is annotated as protein FAR1-RELATED SEQUENCE 5-like. Bases 1 to 1764 code for a protein of 587 amino acids. The transcript has 2 exons. The record is from RefSeq and is a predicted model, not a curated record. Lineage: Eukaryota; Viridiplantae; Streptophyta; Magnoliopsida; Fabales; Fabaceae. Gene Ontology annotation, biological process: regulation of DNA-templated transcription.
AUGGAUCACUCCCAAAUAACAGCUAUUGAGGACAUUGACAUGAGUGCGAGCUUAAUUUUUUAUGAUGACAUUGUUGAUUUAGAGAAAGACAAUACUGAGUUUGUUGAUUUGGAGAAAGACAAUGAUGAGUUUGUUGACAAUGAUCAAUGUGAAAUUAUGGAAGACGAAGAUAUGGAUCAUGUGCAAGAUAAUGCAUUUGAAAUUGUAGGAGAUGAUAACAAUGAAUUCAGUGAGACUAAUUUUUUAUGUAGGGUCUUUGGAAUCUCAGGAGAAGCUUAUGAUUUUUAUAAUAAUUAUGCAAAAGGUAAGAGGUUCGGAAUACGUAAGCAGUUCUCUAACAAGAGUGCAAAAACACAAGAAAUAUAUAGGUGGAGAUAUGUGUGUUCAAAAGAAGGCGUCAAGAGAAUAAAUGAUAAAGCGGUUAAAAGGCAAAGGGAUACAAGGACCAAUUGUUUAGCGAUGUUACAGAUAAAGUUGGUGGAUGGAGUAUGGAAAGUAGAGAAGUUCAAUGAUACACACAAUCACCCAUUAAUUAACACUCCAUCAAAGGUGAAGAAGUUUCCUUCUCAGAAUGAAUUACGACGAGUAAAAGUUGCUAAAUCUCUUGUUUCUAUGCUUUAUGAGGAGGGUUUAACUUCUUCAAAGAUCUCAAAGGUGGUGAAUGCUACAGACAAAGAAGUUAACAUUACUCCAGCUCAAAUCACUAGUAUUAUAUCAGUUCAGCGAAGGAAUAAUGUGGGGCGAGAAUGUCAAUGCAUCAUCAAGCACUUUCAAAGGAAGUCUACUCUUGAUGGAUCUUUUUAUUUUAAUAUGCAUUUGGCGGAAGAUGGAACAUUAAGAAGUGUAUUCUGGGCAGAUGGUAGGUCGAGAGCUGCAUAUGCUCAAUUUGGUGAUCUCUUUGUGUUUGAUGUGACUUAUCAAACGAAUAAGUUCAAGUUUCCUUUUGCCCCUUUUGUUGGGGUUAAUCAUCAUGGGCAAUCAAUUUUAUUUGUUGCCGCUUUGUUAGAAGAUGAAACGGAGGCAACAUUUACUUGGUUGUUUGAACAGUUUCAGGCAUGUAUGUUUGACAAGUCUCCUCCUGCUAUUAUCACUGAUCAAGAUAAAGCUAUUGGAAAAGCAAUUGCCAAGAUAUUUCCCACAACACGACACCGUUUCUGUGCAUGGCACAUGAAAAAACAUGUUAUGGAACAUACUCAAGCACUACACGCACAAUUUAAGGAGAGUUUUGAUGUUGACUUUCAUGCGUGGUAUAAAAGUCCAAGCAUUGAUGAGUUUGAAGACAAAUGGGAAUCAUUGAGGACUAAAUAUGAUAUCAAACCAGGUACUUUGUUGUCUAACAUGUAUGCUUCACGUCAUCAUUGGGCAAAGACAUAUUUGAAAGAUACUUUUUGGGCUGGAAUGACCACAAGUGGCCGAAGUGAGAGUAUCAAUGCAUUUUUUGAUGGAUAUGUCAACUCCAACACAAUGUUAAAUGACUUUGUUACCCAAUAUGACAAAGCAAUCAAGUGUAGGAGGGAUGCCGAAGAAGAUGAGGAUUUUAAAACUAAAAAUACAAAAGCAAUUCUGGAGACUGCUCAUGAAAUUGAAGCAAUAGCUGGUGAGCGCUACACAAGAAAAAUAUUUAAUAUCUUUAAAAAGGAGUGGAUGGAAGCCGUACUUGACUAUGAGCAUAAAAAGAUUUCAACGGACGAAAAUAAAAUCAGGUACAAGGUGGGGUCUCACAAAGUUGAUAAAGAGUGGUGGACAAUUGUUACAUUCAUUUGA